CCCGUCACUUCCAUAAACGACCAUCAGUUAUGAGGUUAGGCUACUCUGCUGCAUCCCACACCGCUGUCAAAAUGCGUGUUUUGUGGGGUGGAUUUAUCAUUCAUUUCAUUGCAAUUUAGAACAAUGGUCCGGCAUCCUUUUGCUAGGUAGAAGCAAGCUAGUAGGUUAUGAGUCAGAGAGCUAUCCGUUUGAACAAAAUGAUUAAACAUGGCAUUCGACAGAAUUUGCUAUGCCUUAGCACCAUCACAAACCAGUUGAGUGCUGAACAUAUUUGAAUGACAGUGGGCUUAGGCGGCCAUGGACCUGUUCAGCCAGCUCAUCCUGGUCAUCUCGGUCACCAGUUUCCUCUCCUUCCAGUGGCUCUUCCACUGGGUCAGUCCCUGGGUCUCCACCCGUGUCAGCCCUGGCUUCUUACGCCUUGCAGACAAGCAGAAGGUGGAGUGGAACUCAAGGACAGUGUCCACGCUUCAUGCCCUGGUGGUGGGACUCUUCUGCCUCUACAUCCUGCUCUUUGAUGACGCCAUCAAUGAAGACCCCGUCUGGGGAGAUCCCACACUUGUGAAGAUAAAUGUUGGCGUGACAACAGGCUACCUCAUAUCUGAUCUGCUGCUAAUAUUUUACUAUUGGAAGGCGAUAGGCGACAAGUUUUUUGUCGUGCACCACCUGGCAGCGUUAUAUGCUUACUACUAUGUACUGGGACAAGGAAUGUUGCCUUAUUUUGCUAACUUCCGUCUGCUUGCAGAGUUCUCCACGCCGUGUGUCAACCAGCGCUGGUUCUUUGAAGUGUUAGGUUACUCCAAGUCCUCCAGGCCCAACAUCGCUAAUGGGAUGGCCAUGGCCGUUGUCUUCUUCCUGGUUCGCAUUGCCGUCAUGCCCCUCUACUACAGCCGCAUGUGGUCCGUGUAUGGCACCGAAGCUUUCUACCGCGUCCCACCGGGAGGCCGCGCUGCCUGGAUCAUCUCCAGCAUUUGUCUGGAUGUCAUGAACGUCAUGUGGAUGCACAAGAUCGCCCGCGGCUGCUACAAGGUCAUGCGCUCGGCCCGACGACACAAAGUGGGGACACAGGAGAACGGAAAGACUGACUAAAAAGCAAGAGAUUGGUUGAUGUUAUGGGUAGGGAGAGCCCAUUGAACCACUGUCCCCUUUUAGUGCACAAUUGGAUUAGUAACUUUACCUGACUGGGACUACUGUUUCAGUGUCAACUAACUUACAAAAAGCUAAGUCUUGCACUGACUGAACUUUAUGGUAGUGGACGCAGGACAUUGAUGUGGACAAAGGGGCAAUAUCUUGGGCAGUGAUAUGUAUAACUGCCUCUUAGCAAUACUUCCUGUGCAUGGCAAAUUUACUUUUCUGUUGCAUUUUCUCACAAAGCAGCAUGUCUGGGAUGAUGUCCGUUUUUCCCAAACGCUUCACCAAGUCAAACGUUUACUGCUUGUUCUAGACCAUAGACUCAAAUGUGUGAAUGGUCCUGUGCUCCUCAAAACAACUUGAAGCACCUCCCUUUCAUUUGGCUUUUUAUAUACAUUUGAAGUCGGAAGUUUACAUACACCUUAGCCAAAUACAUUUAAACUCAGCUUUUCACAAUU
Molecule: messenger RNA, 1586 nt
Organism: Salvelinus sp. IW2-2015
Lineage: Eukaryota; Metazoa; Chordata; Actinopteri; Salmoniformes; Salmonidae
Gene: tlcd4a
Product: TLC domain containing 4a
Biological process (GO): lipid homeostasis
Cellular component (GO): endoplasmic reticulum; membrane
Source: RefSeq, a predicted model, not a curated record